Ictalurus punctatus (channel catfish) is the source of this 2756-nucleotide messenger RNA. It is a transcript of the gene fgf13b, whose product is annotated as fibroblast growth factor 13b. Gene Ontology annotation, biological process: positive regulation of protein phosphorylation; positive regulation of cell population proliferation; cell differentiation. The transcript is spliced from 7 exons. The record is from RefSeq and is a predicted model, not a curated record. Gene Ontology annotation, molecular function: fibroblast growth factor receptor binding; growth factor activity. NCBI's taxonomy places the organism in Eukaryota, Metazoa, Chordata, Actinopteri, Siluriformes, Ictaluridae. The coding region runs from base 1 to 975 and encodes 324 amino acids. Gene Ontology annotation, cellular component: cytoplasm.
AUGGGUGGUCCGGGUCGGCUCGGGUUGGUAACAGGUGCCGGUUUUUUGGCCAUUCGAGAUCAUGACAUGGCACGAGAGCGGCGCGGAUCUCCACGUGCCCUGCGUCUCAUUCACAUCGUAACCGCCUUCAUCAUCUUCACCACCAUCAUCUUCAUCAUGAUGUCUCUGGAAUCUGGGACGCCACCGAAGCCACAAAUCGCCAAACUGGCUACAGCCGCAGCGAUCGCCAGCUCCCUCAUCAGGCAGAAGAGGCAGGCGAGGGAGAGAGAGCGAGAGCGGGAGAGAGAGAAAGAGAAGGAGAAGGAGAGAGCGAAGACGGCUCGCUGCAGUCCGACCCGGAGCACAGGAACCUGCGAGAAACCCAGCCGACUGAACCUCUUCUCACGGGUCAAACUCUUUGGCUCCAAGAAGAGGAAGAGGAGAAGGCCAGAGCCUCAGCUUAAAGGGAUCGUCACUAAACUGUGCAGCCGUCAGGGCUUUCACCUGCAGCUCCAAGCAGACGGAACCAUCGACGGCACUAAAGAGGAGGACAGCAGUUAUGCGGUGUUUAAUCUCAUCCCGGUGGGUCUACGUGUGGUGGCCAUACAGAGCGUUCAGACGAAACUCUAUCUGGCCAUGAACAACGAGGGCUACCUGUACACCUCCGAACACUUCACUCCGGAGUGUAAGUUUAAGGAGUCCGUGUUUGAGAAUUAUUACGUGACGUACUCGUCCAUGCUGUACCGGCAGCAGCAGUCGGGUCGAGCCUGGUACCUUGGCCUCAAUAAGGAGGGACGAGUGAUGAAAGGGAACCACGUCAAAAAGACCAAACCGGCCGCUCACUUCAUCCCCAAACCCCUCAAAGUUGCCAUGUACAGAGAGCCCUCUCUCCACGACAUGACUGAAUUCUCACGAAGCGGAAGCGGAACUCCGACGAAGAGCCGCAGUGCAUCGGCCAUGCUGAACGGAGGGAAGAUCGCAAGCCAGUCGACUUAACAAGGGGACGUACCAACAAGGGGACCUAACAAGAUGGCAUGACAGCUCUGCACAAAAAAACCCACACGUUUACACCUUUUUGGCUAACGAUCACUGUGAUGACAUCACAAGUGCAAAACUGGACGAAUCCAAGCCAUUGGACUUCAUCAGAGUUCUGCAUUGUCUUCAAACUCGUAGCCUGAACAAACUGCUGCUUCUCUCAUCUUUCUUCUUCUUCUUCUUCUUCUUCUAAACUGUGUUUCUGGACAAAAUCCACUUUACGUGCUUAUAAACCUGCUAAAGUAGCUGCUGAUCUCAUACACCGCGCACUGAGACGGAGACGGCGAGCGUGGCGGCGCGUCCAGCCUUCUGUAGCACAUCUUCACUGUUAGAUACACUGAUGGAGUUCGGCUCCUCACCGAGAGUCUCGUUCACACGGAAUUACGGUUUUACGCAACCAAAGAUGUCGUGUGUCUUCAUUGUGGAGGAGAGCGAAUGAGAAUCGAAAAGGAACCUGGUAUUGUUUUGUUAACGCGGCCUCGUCCAUUUCCCUUUACAUACGUGUGUGUGUGUGUGUGUGUGUGUGUGUGUGGUCUUCAUCAUACCCUGAAUACACUCGAGCUCAACGGUGUAGCUGAAGUUGUGGAGAUUUACACACUCUCACACACCUGGUUUAAUUACUGCCUGCUGUGGAAGCGUAAUAGCACAGUGAAGUAACUCAGAAAUAAAUGUUUACACUUUAAAUACACUCCGGCCACCAUAUUGGAAAGGAAACUGCCUCAUAUUGGAAACAACAAUGCCUUCUGGGUAAUUUCUGCUCCUAAAGUCCACACUGAUGAUGAUGACGACUCGAUCCCUCAUCCUACCCUCAUCUCAUGUGGUGAAGCCCUUAAGAUGGUGUCUAAGGGAACUAAACUGCAGGGAAGUGAACGAGGGGAAGCGUUUAAGCAGGACGUGUUCAUCUCUACUCUGAUUCGACGUCUUCCUUUACUUCCUGCUUGCCUUUGUUAGCGUUGUGAAUGAAUGUCAGGCGCUUCUUGGGAUUUAUGUUAAAGCGAGUUAUACAAAUAAAUUCAUCGCUUCUACAGGGCUAAAUUAAUUCUCUUUUACAAUUUAUGUUAAAUAUUUAUUCAUUUGAGUUUUGAGAGCAUUUGUGUUGCAUGGGACACACUGUAGGGGAAAGCUGCAUGUUUUAUAGCUGUGUGUGUGUGUAUGCGUGUGUGUGUGUGUGUUAGUUGCAUAGUAAACUGAUGGCAGAAUAAUGGACCAUGCCUCUGAUUUGCUGCGCUGAGUGAGUGGUUUGUGUAAACGUGGCAUUUAAGCGACACGCCGCACGUCAGUGUUGUUUACGAUGCUUCAGAGCCGCGUGGAGAGACGACGUGAGUUGAACAGCCUUUUAAUGAAACAUGCAUUAAACCUUCAUCACCUGUUCUCAUGACGAGAGUGUCUUAUUCAGCUAAACUGUGAUCUGAGCUGUAGUGUUUAGGGGGAUUUUUACCGGCAUUGCAUGAUAUUAGAUACAUGUAAUGUGAAAUCAAUCAAUAAAUACAUGUUGCUUUAAAGUGCUGGUGUGUGACGCAUGUGUUCCACCACAGGAGUGUGUGUUUAAAACCCGUCAUGACAUCAAAUACACUUUUACUCGGUAAUGACAUAUAACCAAUCUCUCUCUCUCUCUCUCUCUCUCUCUCUCUCUCCAGUUCUCUUUAUUCCUCUCUUCAUUUUAUCUCUGACUUUUCACAUUAUUUUUUGUAAAAUUUCAGUGGAGUUUUAUGUUUUUAUAAACUUUAUAUAAAGUAUUUCAU